Messenger RNA from Balaenoptera ricei (Rice's whale), 585 nucleotides. Its product is annotated as protein TEX261-like. The record is from RefSeq and is a predicted model, not a curated record. Gene Ontology annotation, cellular component: endoplasmic reticulum membrane; Golgi membrane; COPII-coated ER to Golgi transport vesicle. NCBI's taxonomy places the organism in Eukaryota, Metazoa, Chordata, Mammalia, Artiodactyla, Balaenopteridae. Bases 1 to 585 code for a protein of 194 amino acids. Gene Ontology annotation, biological process: endoplasmic reticulum to Golgi vesicle-mediated transport. The transcript has a single exon. Gene Ontology annotation, molecular function: COPII receptor activity.
AUGUAUGUGCUGAGCUGGCUGUCGCUCUUCAUCCAGGUGGCCUUCAUCACGCUGGCCAUCGCAGCCAGACUCUAUUACCUGGCAGAAUUGAUAGAAGAAUACACAGUGGCCACCAGCAGGAUCAUAGAAUAUAGGGUCUGGUUCUCCACAGCUGUGCUGAUUGGCCUCUACGUUUUUGAGCGCUUCCCCACCUACAUGAUUGGCGUGGGCCUCUUCCUGGCCUACCUGGUCUACUUUGGCCUCCUCCAGACCUUCCCCUUCAUCAUGCUCACCUCGCCUAACUUCAUCCUGUCGUGCGGGCUAGUGGUGGUGAAUCAUUACCUAGCGUUUCAGUUUUUUGCAGAGGAAUAUUAUCCUUUCUCAGAGGUCCUGGCCUAUUUCACUUUUUGUCUGUGGAUAAUCCCGUUUGUGUUCUUUGUGUCACCGUCGGCUGGGGAGAACGUCCUGCCUGCCACCAUGCAGCCUGGAGAUGUUGUGGUCUCCAAUUACUUCACCAAAGGCAAGCGAGGCAAACGCUUAGGGAUCCUGGUUGUCUUCUCCUUCAUCAAAGAGGCCAUUCUACCCAGUUGGCAGAAGAUAUACUGA